This is a messenger RNA of Zychaea mexicana, 2196 nucleotides long. Its product is annotated as kinase-like domain-containing protein. Gene Ontology annotation, cellular component: cytoplasm; nucleus. Lineage: Eukaryota; Fungi; Mucoromycota; Mucoromycetes; Mucorales; Lichtheimiaceae. The coding region runs from base 203 to 1906 and encodes 567 amino acids. Gene Ontology annotation, molecular function: protein serine/threonine kinase activity; protein binding; ATP binding. The transcript has 12 exons. The record is from RefSeq and is a predicted model, not a curated record. Gene Ontology annotation, biological process: protein phosphorylation; mitotic DNA damage checkpoint signaling.
CAGGGCGCCCUUUCUUUAUCUCUGUCAUUUUUUCUUUCUCUUUCUUCUCUUUCCUUCCCUCCCCCACCUUCACUGCAACCCUCUCUCAGUUGCAAGAUUACUCUUUUUUUGUUACUUUCUUAAAAGAAAAAACGCACCUUUUUGUGAAAAAGUCACACUUUUUUUUUCCAAUUCACACAAAACACGCACAUUGCAAGGCAUAAUGGGCAAACCUAGAGACACGACAAGGUUGAACAAUUCCAGCCGUAAAGGUGGCACCAGGAAAAGUUACCUUGACAGCGGUGACACUAUCAGUAACCAUGGCGGCGGCAGCAGCAGCAGCAGCAGCAGCAAAAUAAGCAACAGCGGUAGCACCAGUCAUAGCAGUAGUAGUCGUAAGACCGUCCAUGUCUUGCAUAAGGCUUCCUCUAAAGAAUCGCGCUCAAGCCCUUGCUCUUCUCACUCGCUCGGUGUCAAAAGUUCUGGACGGAUCACCAAGCGUUCCCAUAGCAAAAGAACGAUUGAGCGACAAGUAAGCUUGGAGACAGAGGAAACGUAUUGGCGUGAAUAUACGGGCGUGAUACCUGACGAACAACUCGAGCUGGAGGACAUUUUCGGACGCGAUCCAAAUAUCUGGGGAUACCUUGAAAGCAUGAAUACUGCAGUUGUCCAGUCCCAAAUCCUGACGCGUUCAGCGGUCGGUCCUGCAAAGGUCAUACGAGCACAUUGUGAAGAUCGCUUUUCGUAUCUGAUAGGAUCUGGCCCUACGUGUGACGUUCGUGAUCCUGGCAACGUACUCUCACCAAACCACUGCAUGAUCUACAACCGAUGUGAAAUCCACACCAACGACAUUCAGGGCGCCAAGCCAAAGUCCAACCUCAUUUUAUUAUAUGAUCGAAGCAAUAAGGGAACCUGGGUGAACAAUGUCAAAAUGGAGGAAAGCGAAGUUGUGCUAGAGGACAACGACAUUAUCAGUUUCAAGGAAUCGAAUGAAAGUGAGCCAUAUCUGUCGCUUAGAAUUCGUCUUCCAACCUACUUUCGACAUAUCAAAGACACCUUCAAUAAUGGUAUCAAGGCAUAUUACGCGUUCAAUCGUCGUAUUGGCUAUGGCUCGUUUGGCGAGGUGUUUGAAGCCGAAUGCCUUACUUCUGGAAGAAUCGUGGCAGUGAAAGAGAUCCCCCGAAACAAGUAUGAGGGCAAGCCCAAAACGCUGCAGUCUUUACUCAGAGAAAUUGCGAUCUAUACUUCUUUGCAGCAUCAUCCAGGCAUUGUACGAAUGGAAAGAGUUCUGGAAAUCGACGGUACCUUCUAUAUUGCCAUGGAACUUGGACAAAGCGGCGACUUGUUCGAUCACAUCAAUAGUAUCCCAAAUCCACUGACCGAGGACGAGGUGCGAAUCAUCUUUGAUCAAAUCUUUCAUGCUGUGGAGUAUCUUCACGACCAAGAUAUCGCACAUCGAGACUUGAAGCUGGAAAACAUCAUUCUCAUGGAUAAAAAGAACCUGCGUGCCAAGGUUGCCGAUUUCGGUCUUGCUACAUUCUAUCGUGGUAAACCGCUCCAUACCAUGUGCGGAACGCAAUCUUAUGCUGCACCAGAACUCGUCUUGGAAACAAGCUGCAAUUACGACAAAGCAGUGGACAUUUGGAGUUUGGGUGUCAUGUUGUUUCUCACUUUGGCCAAGACCCCACCCUUUUAUGAUGCAUCUGUCCACCCACCCACUCCCGAAGAGCAAAGAAUCAUGCUUCAACGUAUCAAGAGUGCAGACUAUAACUUUUACGGGGCUGCAAAGUGGGAAACCAUCAGCGACCUAGCCAAGGAUCUGAUCAAUAACAUGCUGGUUGUGGAUGCCAACGAACGAUAUACCAUCAAGCAAGUGUUGCAACAUCCGUGGUUGCGGGAGGUUGAGGCAAGUAUCCUCCUCGAUUGACCCUACUCACAUUACUCACUGUGGAAGUUAAUCAAUAUUUGUUUCAUUAUAGGGUCCUCGCACGCAUUUGAAGGGAUACAAGCGGUGCCCCGAACUAGUGGAAUACUUGAAGAACAAAAAAAAGUGUCCUUCUUCCGCUACCUUUGAUUCUUCAGCACCCUCUUCACCCACGCCAACGAUACCAGCAACAAGAGUCGCAUCAUCCUCCUCCUCUUCUUCUUCUUCUUCAUCACCUUCUUUACCAGCUCAAUCUGCCGGACUGAGCAGCGAUCCAACAUCACCGUUGGCUA